Messenger RNA from Thlaspi arvense, 258 nucleotides. The record is from the annotation of a GenBank genome assembly. NCBI's taxonomy places the organism in Eukaryota, Viridiplantae, Streptophyta, Magnoliopsida, Brassicales, Brassicaceae.
AUGGGGAGCUUUGUGACUCUUCUUGUGGCUAUUUGUUGGAAAUCCAAUUUGUUUUUAGAAGAUUUGAGACUAGGAUGGGAUAUUAGAUUGCUUGCCCGUAUCUUUUCGGGAAUUAUGAUCUCUGUGAUGGCAUUCACAGUCAUUGUGUGGUGCGUGGAGUCUAAUAGGCCGGUGUUUGUGUCCAUGUUUAGCCCUGCAAGACUUGUGGUUGUUGUCAUUGUCACAUUACUUAUUUUACAAGCCAAUUCAUUCUGGAAG